AUGAAGCAGGCGUCAGUGCAAUUCCUCAAGGGGAUCCCGCUCUACGAGGAAGAAAAGCCAUUCCAAAUAUUCGGCGAUCUCCUCCCAGACGCAACAGAUCAACGCAAAACCAACUUGGUCUGGGAGGAAAAGCAGAUUCCCAUACGUAACAUUCGGGACGAUGCUCAAGGAUUUCAGCUUGACUCCCACGGGUUCACCACUCGCCGUUUGCCAGGGUUCACAGAUUUGCUAGACAGAGAAACAAUCACAGGAAAAUACAUACCAGCUAUCAAAGACAUGCUGAAGACGGAACUUCAAGAUGUCGGAACAGUAUUUGUCUUCGAUUGGAGAAUCCGAGAAAGCCGCAAUCAGAUGGAGGCGGGGAGCAAGAUCAACUUCGGCGAUCAGACUCAGCCUCUACUCCCUAGCAAUUAUGCGCACGUCGACACGAGUCCAAUUUCCGUGAUCCAGAGGAUCCGAGAAAGCUUUCCAAACGAUUCGGGAAGCAUUUUGCGGCAGCGUGUUAGGGCUGUAAAUGUAUGGAAGCCGCUAGCAAAUCCUGUCGACGAAUGGGCAUUGGCAGUAUGUGAUGGAACUAGCGUGAACCCCGAUGAUUUGGCGGAGACGGACUCGAUUCGCCAAGGAAACAUCACCACACAUUACUACGUCCGAUACGAUGCAGGACAGAGGUGGUAUUUCUUGGAUCGGCAGACCCCGGACGAGGCUUUGAUAUUCAAGCACUUUGACUCGAAGCCUGAUGCACUCCACUCCAGCAUCAAACAGCUGUGGACAGAGCAGGAUCCCAAGCCUAGACGGAGCAUUGAGGUCCGCACACUGAUUUUCUCAGACGUUGUCGAUGUCCCCUGA
Messenger RNA from Diaporthe amygdali, 846 nucleotides. RefSeq lists its product as uncharacterized. The record is from RefSeq and is a predicted model, not a curated record. The coding region runs from base 1 to 846 and encodes 281 amino acids. The transcript has 4 exons. Gene Ontology annotation, molecular function: oxidoreductase activity. NCBI's taxonomy places the organism in Eukaryota, Fungi, Ascomycota, Sordariomycetes, Diaporthales, Diaporthaceae.